Messenger RNA from Panicum virgatum (switchgrass), 1182 nucleotides. Its product is annotated as late embryogenesis abundant protein 1-like. The record is from RefSeq and is a predicted model, not a curated record. The coding region runs from base 1 to 1098 and encodes 365 amino acids. The transcript has 3 exons. Lineage: Eukaryota; Viridiplantae; Streptophyta; Magnoliopsida; Poales; Poaceae.
AUGGUGGCAGGUGUCUGUCUACCUGAGAAGAAGCCGAACGCCGCGCCUGCACGCGCCGGCGCGUGUCGGCCCUCCUCACACGCGGCGCGCCCCGCGACGGCGACGCCUGCAGCCCCUCGGCCGGUGCCGCGUCACCCUCUGAUCGCGCGCCGCCGUUUUAUUGCCCACCUCGCGCCGGUUCCUCCACUCACCGAUCAGCAAGCUAGAUUAGAGACGGUUUUGCGCCUAGCGUCCGCGCAGAAGAGCCGCGAGGAGCACGCGCGGGCCGUGGCGCAGAGGGCGGCCGACGAGCUCGCCGCCGUGUCCCGGCGGGACGACCAUGGCCACGACGCGGCGCCCGCCAGCCCCCGCGGCGGCGCUGGCGCCGGCAUCCUGGGCAGCGUGCGGGAUAGAGCGCGGUCCGUGGUGGGCGCCGUCCGCAGCACCUUCUCCGGCGGCAGCGACCGGCGCGACGAGAGUAGUGCCACGGGCGCGGCGGCGGAGAGCGCCAGGGAGUACGCGGCGGACGUGAAGGAGCGCGCGUGGCGGGCGCUGGCAGGCGACGCCUUGGCGAGGAAGGGCGAGACGGACGAGUCGGCGUGGCAGCAGGGGGAGGACGUGCGGCGGCGCGCGGCGGAGAAGGCCCGCGAGGAGGCGCGGCGGGCGCACGGGCCGCCGUCAGAGGAGGAGAAGGGUCGGGCGGCGACGGCGAACAUCUACGGGAAGGCGGCGGGCGCGUUCCGGGAGAAGAUGGUGAUGCCGACGGACGUGGUGGAGCGGAAACGGGCGGAGGUGGCCGGCGCCGGGGAGGCUGCAACGGCAACGGCAAUGACGGGGCCGCGGCGACGAGCCCGAGGAGGAGGACGUGAUGCUGCGGGUAAAGGCGGCGGACCAGAUGACGGGCCGACCGUCGGGGCCGGCGUUCAACGACGGCGGCCCCAUGGGCGAGGAGGGCACCGGCAUGCCGCGGCGGCGCUAGCUGCGGAGAAGACCCGACCCGACCUGAUGCAGGCCGCCGCCGGGCAGGGCGUUGUGUCCAUAGUUUUUUUUUGUUCUGAACACAAAAGCAUACGCUUGUGCGCGAUGCGAUGCAGAAUGAAGAACAAUAAUGAACCGUGAAUGGUUUGUGAGAUGAUAGUCUGUUUAACCAACUGGGGAUUCCUCAGCUCUCCUCGGUAAACUUUUAUCAUUUUGAACCUUCAA